AUGAAGGCUACAUUGAUCACCGCCCUCGCCGGAACAGCAUUCGUGGCUGCUGCCCCUGCUAAGGUUACACCGAGAGCUUCCAGGGUCAAGUACGCAGGUAUAAACAUGUCCGGAUUCGAUUUUGGCUGCACCACCGACGGCAGCUGUGCUUUAACGGGAACCAACAAGCCAUACAACUUCAUUAGCGGCGGUACCGGUCUUGGUCAGAUGAACCACUUUGUCAAGGACGAUACCCUCAACGCAUUCCGCUUGCCUGUUGGGUGGCAGUACUUGCUGAACAACAACCUUGGUGGUCAGCUGGACGCAAACAACGCCGGCCAAUAUGAUAGCCUUGUACAGGGUUGUUUGAACUCCGGUGCCCAAUUGUGCAUCCUCGACAUCCACAAUUACGCCAGAUGGAACGGCCAAAUCAUUGGCCAGGGCGGUCCAACCGACGCGCAGUUGGCAAACGUGUGGGCGCAACUUGCCACCAAGUACGGCAGUCACUCCCAGAUUGCUUUUGCCAUUAUGAACGAACCUCAUGACAUUCCCGACAUUGUGCGCUGGGCCACCACCGUUCAGGCUUCUGUGACCGCAAUCCGUCAAGCAGGCGCCACGAACAACUUGAUCCUUCUCCCCGGCCAGAAUUACACCAGCGCAGAGACAUUUGUCUCUUCCGGCUCUGCCGCCGCACUCAGCGCAGUCAAGAACCCCGAUGGCUCCAUCACCAACCUCAUCAUGGACGUCCACAAGUACCUCGACAGCGACGGCUCCGGCACCCACACCGAAUGCGUCACAGACAACGUCGCCACUGCUUUCCAGCCUCUCGCCACUUGGCUCAGGCAAAACAACCGCCAGGCUUUCCUUUCCGAGACUGGUGGCGGCAACACGGCUUCUUGCCAGCAGUACCUGUGCUCAGAGCUCAAGUUCUUAAACGCUAACUCUGAUGUUUACCUCGGAUACACCUCCUGGGCGGCUGGUGGCUUCGAUAGCACCUACGAGCUCGAUGAGACUCCCACUGAGAGCAACGGUCAAUGGACGGAUACCCUUAUUGUAUCCUCUUGCGUUGUUGGUACUUGGAAAGGCCAGUAG
Messenger RNA from Bipolaris maydis ATCC 48331, 1071 nucleotides. Its product is annotated as glycoside hydrolase. Gene Ontology annotation, molecular function: hydrolase activity, hydrolyzing O-glycosyl compounds. The record is from RefSeq and is a predicted model, not a curated record. Lineage: Eukaryota; Fungi; Ascomycota; Dothideomycetes; Pleosporales; Pleosporaceae. Gene Ontology annotation, biological process: glucan catabolic process.